ACUUUUCAAAAUGAAUUUGUAUUCUGCUAAUAAUAAACACGCAUGUAAAAGUUUGACUGUUUUUACGAUACUUUUUGUUCUUGGUGCGUGUAUCGUAGCGUCAUGCACUCAAGAAACUUCUAACCUCAAACAUGAAAAUGUCACGUUGCAUAAUAAGAGCACCACGUUACCAGUCGAUACCCAAACAAAUUUGGCUACCAGCAAUUCCACGGAAUCAGGUGUCUCUGAAAAAUCUCGAACUACUGAUUCAAAGUCGAACACUACUGUGACGAGCGUAAUAAUAAACACUAAAUCUGAAACUACAUAUACAAGUACAGUUCGGCCUGAACGUGAAAGUAAUCAGACCACUGAAAAAGUUAAUACAGUACCAACAAAUAUUAUUAACGAUAAAAAUGGAAGCAUUAUACCAGAUUUCACAGUUCCAUCGCAAAGUUCAGACAUUAGCAAUACAACAAAUACGAGUACAACAACUGUUACGCCAGCAGAACCAGUAUUACCUGACAAGGGAUCCGCAGAAGAGGAACAUAACAGUUCGAUGUCUAUAUUUUUCGUUCUUUGUGUUUUAGCAUUGGGCAUUCUACUUAUACAUCUUAUGCUGCAAACAAAUUUUCAAUAUCUACCAGAGUCAGUAGUAAUUGUUUUCUUGGGAGGUGCUAUUGGUAUGAUCAUAAAUCUUAUGUCGAAUCAGAAUAUAGCUAAUUGGAGAAAAGAGGAAGCUUUUUCUCCAACUGCUUUCUUCCUUGUACUCCUCCCACCUAUCAUAUUUGAAUCAGGGUAUAAUUUGCAUAAAGGAAAUUUCUUUCAAAAUAUCGGUAGUAUUUUAGUUUUUGCUAUAUUUGGCACAGCAAUAUCAGCAUUUGUUAUUGGUGCUGGAAUCUAUUUAUUAGGAUUAGCUCAAGUAGCAUAUAAACUCAGUUUUGUUGAAAGUUUUGCAUUCGGAUCGUUAAUAUCCGCGGUAGAUCCAGUUGCUACUGUAGCUAUAUUUCACGCCUUGGACGUGGAUCCUGUAUUGAACAUGUUAGUUUUUGGUGAAUCCAUUUUAAACGAUGCAAUUUCUAUUGUAUUAACUACAUCUGUAUUGGAAUCCAACAAUGCAGGAACUACUAGCGAAGCUAUUAUCCUCGGUUUAAAUAGAUUUUGUCUUAUGUUCUUUGCUUCUGCUGGCAUCGGAGUUGUCUUUGCUCUUAUAAGUGCGUUAUUACUUAAACAUGUGGAUCUCAGGAAAAAUCCUUCUCUUGAAUUUGGACUUAUGUUGGUAUUUACUUAUGCGCCAUAUGUUCUGGCAGAAGGCAUACAGUUAUCUGGUAUCAUGGCAAUUUUGUUUAAUGGAAUUGUAAUGUCACAUUAUACACAUUUCAAUUUAUCAACUGUUACUCAGAUUACAAUGCAACAGACUAUGAGAACUUUGGCAUUUAUUGCUGAAACUUGCGUAUUUGCGUACUUGGGUUUGGCUUUGUUCAGCUUUAGACACAGGGUUGAACCAGCAUUAGUAGUGUGGUCCAUAAUUCUGUGUCUCAUUGGUAGAGCUGCAAACAUAUUUCCUCUAGCUCUUCUCGUUAAUCGUUUUCGGGAACAUCAGAUUACUAGAAAAAUGAUGUUUAUAAUGUGGUUUAGCGGCUUACGCGGUGCUAUUUCUUAUGCUUUGUCACUUCAUUUGAAUUUUAGUGAUGAAACACGACACGUGAUUAUUACUACUACAUUAAUUAUAGUGUUAUUCACAACGUUAAUAUUUGGUGGUUCUACUAUGCCACUAUUAAAGUUUUUGAGAGCAGAAAAGAAACAAAAGAGUAAUAGUAGGAGAAAGAGAAAGGACAAAGAAAUUUCGCUGAGUAAAACUAGAGAAUGGGGACAAACAAUAGAUUCUGAACAUUUGUCGGAGCUUACAGAAGAGGAAAUAGAAGUAUCUUUCCUUCAAUCACGAAUUCGUGGUUUUGCAAGAUGGGAUCUAAAGUUUUUUAUUCCAUUUUUCACGAGGAGAUUUACUCAACAAGAAUUGAAAGAUUGUAAAUCUCAAAUGACAGAUUUAACAAAUCAAUGGUACCAAGCUAUUCGAAUUAGUCCUAUGGAAUCAGAUGAUGAAGUAACUACCGCGUCAACCGCCCAAUUAAAUAUAAAUCUAUCCGGGGAAAGUAGAAGUCAAGUACAUGGAAAACAUACCAAAGGACGUCCAAGUCACGGAGAGGACGUGGAUUGGUCAAAUUAAUAGUCGAAUUUAUAUAGAUAAAUUUGUGGAUUAUUUCAUCGGUUAAAAGUAUUGGUGUACUAAAGCAUGAAGUUAACAUUGCAUUAUUAAUGUUGUACUUGCGAAAAAACCCCAAGUUCAUGCAUACUAACGUAAUUAAUCUUACAGUUAGGAAAUUAGGAAAUUGUUAACGCCUUAGUACAAAAGUACAGUUCCGUUAUAAUAAUUUGUUACCGUAUACAAAGUCAUCAGUUGCAAGUGAAAUAGCAAUUGUGAGUUAAUGAGUGAAAUGGAACAAUAUAACAUAGUACAUACAAUAUAUAGAAACACUAAGUAUAAAUUAUACUUUUGAAGCUCCUAUUUGAUACUACGAGUAGCAGAUAGGAAUACGAGUAUUAUUUCGUUCCUUUUCAUUUAAUCAGUAAUAGGUAGGUAACGCGAGGAAGAGGAGAAAUAUGUGAUACUUUGGAGAUUUAAAUUUCUGCACAAAGAAAGUUAUGUAUAUUAAUCUUUACACACUGGUUAUACUGCAUAUCUUGUGACAUAAGUAUCUGUAUAAAGUAUAGUAUUCAUAUGGCACUAAAUACUUAAUGUUAAGUGUAAUAAGCUUAAUUUCAUAAAACUACUGUAGCUAUACAUGGCAUAUAUACCAAAAUUAUUACAAGUCAAUAUACGUUUGAUCGUUUAAAUCCUUAAAAAUGUUUUGUGUUUUAAAGAAUUACAUAUUUUUGACAUUCAUAUGGAUAUCAUAGAUAAAGAUGUAUAAUAAUAGGAUAUUUACUAACUUUUCUUUUAACAGUUUUAGUCUAAUAAAUUAACAUAUGUCUCUGUACCCAAGUAAUACAUUUUAAAUUUUAUGUUUUUAUAAUCUAACAACGACAAUUUUCAUUGACUCUUAGUUUGUAAUGAAAGUUUAACUUCAUUCUUGCCACUAAUCUUCCUAUGUUCUUCUUUUUCUUCAUUAUUUUCUGUAACAUCUGUAAAUAUCCUAUUAUAUUAUUAACGUAUUUUAUAUAAUAUUGUUAUAUUUUAUAUGUAUAAUGUGUUUAAUACACUGUAUUUGAAUUUCAAUCGUAUAAAAUGUGUAUUUUCAUCAACCUAUUUUAUUGUUUUGAUAGCAUCGA
Molecule: messenger RNA, 3306 nt
Organism: Hylaeus volcanicus
Lineage: Eukaryota; Metazoa; Arthropoda; Insecta; Hymenoptera; Colletidae
Gene: Nhe1
Product: sodium/hydrogen exchanger 8
Exons: 5
Coding region: 11-2203 (730 amino acids)
Biological process (GO): proton transmembrane transport; sodium ion transport; regulation of pH
Cellular component (GO): membrane; Golgi apparatus
Molecular function (GO): sodium:proton antiporter activity
Source: RefSeq, a predicted model, not a curated record